This is a messenger RNA of Leopardus geoffroyi (Geoffroy's cat), 1020 nucleotides long. Its product is annotated as transmembrane protein 132B-like. NCBI's taxonomy places the organism in Eukaryota, Metazoa, Chordata, Mammalia, Carnivora, Felidae. The record is from RefSeq and is a predicted model, not a curated record. The coding region runs from base 1 to 1005 and encodes 334 amino acids. The transcript has 4 exons.
AUGAGGGUAAGUCAGAAGGAGGACCAUCUGCUUCCGACCACAGUUGUCCACAGGGCCCUGCAGGUCCUCUCCCCGCUCUCUGACUCCAUCCUGGCCGAGAAGACGGUGAUCGUCCUGGAUGACCGCGUCACCAUCGCCGACCUGGGCGUGCAGCUGGUGGCUGGCUUGUCUCUUGCCCUGAAGCCUCACAGAGCGGACAAAAGAGCCAUCGUCUCGAUGGUGGCUGCCCAGGACGUUCUCCGAGCCCCGCAGCAGGGUGAAGGGCAAGGUCCCUUGGUUAAAUUAGAGAUGAGGAUUAGUGAACCCUGUCAGAAGACCAAGAGGAAGAGUGUUCUUGCUGUGGGUAAAGGAACUGUCAAGGUCAAAUUUGAACCAAAUGUUGAUGAGCACCUAGGAGGCACCAACGAUAUCGAGGGCAUCAGUCGGGAAUACAAAGACCACUUCAGUAAUUCCAUACAGCGUGAAGGAAACCAGGAGAGAGCGGUUCAGGAGUGGUUCCAACAUGGCGCCUCUGUUGGCCAAGAGGAACGUAGCAACAAAAGCACAACUCCACAGUACCCCCUGGAAGGAAAGGAUAAGAAGUUGCUCAAGAGCGGUGGUCCAGACUCCUUCACAAGCUUCCCCACUCAAGGGAAGUUACCGGAACCCAAUAAUCCCAGUGACGUUACAGUGACCUCAAGGGGGUUAACUGACUUGGAGAUCGGCAUGUACGCUCUGCUCUGUGUCUUCUGCUUGGCCAUUUUGGUCUUCUUAAUCAACUGUGUGGCAUUUGCUUGGAAAUACAGACACAAAAGGUUCGCUGUGAGCGAACAAGGCAACAUCCCCCAUUCCCAUGACUGGGUCUGGCUUGGGAAUGAAGUAGAACUUCUGGAAAACCCCGUGGACAUCACCCUCCCGUCGGAGGAGUGCACAACCAUGAUAGACAGGGGGCUGCAGUUCGAGGAGAGGAACUUCCUUCUCAAUGGCGGCUCCCAGAAGACUUUCCAUAGUCAACUACUCUUUUAGAAACAUGACUAGGGA